Tupaia belangeri chinensis (Chinese tree shrew) is the source of this 2177-nucleotide messenger RNA. It is a transcript of the gene CCNB1, whose product is annotated as cyclin B1. Bases 159 to 1478 code for a protein of 439 amino acids. Gene Ontology annotation, molecular function: cyclin-dependent protein serine/threonine kinase regulator activity. The transcript is spliced from 9 exons. NCBI's taxonomy places the organism in Eukaryota, Metazoa, Chordata, Mammalia, Scandentia, Tupaiidae. The record is from RefSeq and is a predicted model, not a curated record. Gene Ontology annotation, biological process: mitotic cell cycle phase transition.
AAGGGAGCGGUGCGGGGUUUAAAUCUGAGGCGGAGCCCUGCUCUCCCGGCGUGCUGAGCAGGAACGGCUGUUGACUUGUGCUAGUUCAGGCCCUUGGCUCGUCUGGAGCUCCGGUUCUGCUUCUCCCUGCGAAGCUGCUGUCUGGUGAAGAGGAAGCCAUGGCUCUCCGAGUCACCAGAAACACGAAAAUUAAUGCUGAAAAUACGAAAAUCAGUAUGGCAGGUGCAAAGCGUGUGCCUAUGGCCACUGCUGCAGCCUGCAAACCCGGGCUGAGGCCAAGGACAGCACUUGGAGACAUUGGAAACAAAGUCGGUGAACAGGCCAAAAUGCCUCUGAAAAAGGAAGCAAAAACUUCAGCUACUGGAAAAGUUACUGCUAACAAACUUCCAAAGCCCCUGAAAAAGGUGCUUGAGCCUGUUCCUGCUCCUGAGCCUGAACCAGAACAAGAGCAAGAACCGGAUCCAGAGCCAGAGCCAGAGCCAGAGCUAGAACCUGAGCCUGAGCCUGUUAAAGAAAAUUCUUCGCCUGAGCCUAUUUUGGUUGAUACUUCUUCUUCAAGCCCAAUGGAAACAUCUGGAUGUGCUCCUGCAGAAGAAUAUCUUUGUCAGGCUUUCUCGGAUGUAAUUCUUGCAGUGAGUGAUGUGGAUGCAGAAGAUGGAGCUGACCCAAACCUUUGCAGUGAAUAUGUAAAAGAUAUCUAUGCUUAUUUGAGACAGCUCGAGGAAGAGCAAGCAGUCAGACCAAAAUACCUCUUGGGUCGGGAAGUCACUGGAAACAUGAGAGCCAUCCUAAUUGACUGGCUAGUACAGGUUCAGAUGAAAUUCAGGCUGCUGCAGGAGACCAUGUACAUGACUGUUUCUAUUAUUGAUCGAUUCAUGCAGAAUAAUUGUGUGCCCAAGAAGAUGCUGCAGCUGGUUGGUGUCACUGCCAUGUUUAUUGCAAGCAAAUACGAGGAGAUGUACCCCCCAGAAAUUGGUGACUUUGCCUUUGUGACUAACAAUACUUACACUAAGCAUCAAAUCAGACAGAUGGAAAUGAAGAUUCUAAGAGCUUUAAAUUUUGGUCUGGGUCGUCCUCUACCCCUGCACUUUCUUCGUCGAGCAUCUAAAGUUGGAGAGGUUGAUGUUGAACAACAUACUCUGGCCAAGUACCUGAUGGAAUUAACUAUGCUCGACUACGAUAUGGUGCACUUUCCUCCUUCUCAAAUUGCAGCAGGAGCUUUUUGCUUAGCCCUGAAAAUUCUUGAUAAUGGUGAAUGGACACCAACUCUCCAGCAUUACCUGUCUUAUACUGAGGAAUCACUUCUUCCUGUUAUGCAGCACCUAGCUAAGAAUAUAGUCAUGGUGAAUCGUGGGCUUACAAAGCACAUGACCAUCAAGAAUAAGUAUGCGACAUCAAAGCAUGCUAAGAUCAGCACUCUAGCACAGAUGAAUUCUGCACUAGUUCAAGAUUUAGCCAAGGCCGUGGCAAAGGUGUAACUUGUAAACUUGAGUCAGAGUAUUAUACCUGCAAAUAAAAUUGGCACCAUGUGCCAUCUGUACAUAUUACGUUACAUUCACUUUUAAUAAAGUUUGUGGCCCUUUUAUUUUUUGCAGCUUAACUCAUUCAAAUGUGGUUACUUCCUAUUCCAGGGUAACCUAAAAAAGUUGUCUUUAAAAAUAUUGUAGGGAAUGUUUGCAAAACUGCUUUCACUUUAUCUGAGGAUCCAGCUAAGUUACAUAAUUGUUGCCGUUAUGUUUAUAUACAUAGCUCUUCUUUUACGUUCCUGUAUUCAAAACCUUUACCUCCGGAGGGCAUACUGCCUAUAAGCCAAGCAUCGUAGAGAAGCUGCUAACUAGUUCUGUCUCAAAGUAAAAGUCUACCACCUCAUUCCUAAUCACCCUGUUUUCGGUUUCUUUUGGUGUGCUGCCAUGAUUCCAAGUGAUUUAUUUUUGUCUCUGUUUCUUCAGUUAUUAAUUUUAGCUGGUAUCUUUUCAAACUUUUCACUUUGAAAAAUAACUUUUUGUAUUUUAAACCAUGUUCUCAUUUUUCUUUAUUAAGAAAACGGGAUGCUCAAAUCAAAUACAAAAGUAUCUUUUAGAAAAUGGUUGAUUUUGGGGGUGACAGGUGGCAUGGUAGUUAAGGGUGCUGGACUCCCACAUGAGCAACCCGCAGUGCGAAUCCUGGACCUGGUGCCU